Messenger RNA from Carica papaya (papaya), 1861 nucleotides. Its product is annotated as fanconi anemia group E protein FANCE protein. Gene Ontology annotation, cellular component: Fanconi anaemia nuclear complex. Gene Ontology annotation, biological process: interstrand cross-link repair. NCBI's taxonomy places the organism in Eukaryota, Viridiplantae, Streptophyta, Magnoliopsida, Brassicales, Caricaceae. The record is from RefSeq and is a predicted model, not a curated record.
AAGGUUCCCCGCGCUUUCUCGGAAAACUUGUAGUUUUCUCUGGUUCCAAACAAGGAAGAGGAAGCGAGGGAAAAUGGAACAAUGGAUUCCGCUCUUGGACAUUUUUCUGAAUAAUCCGACACCGGAAACUGAAGCAUCCCUCUGGUUACAGCAGUCUUUCAAUUCCUCGUUAUCAACCUCAACCACAACCACAGUCCCACUAACCACCACCUCUUUCAUCUCAUUGCUCACCAAAUCCUGCAACCAAAAUGUCCAUUGCAUAGCACAUUCUUCUUCUUCUUCGUCACCGCGUUUGCCUCCGACCACAAUCAGGUUGAUUUUCCUACAGACUCUGCCCAGUAUGGUCCAGUCCAGGAUUUUGUCUUUUCUUGUUUUUGAGCGCAAGAGGUUUUGUUCUAAGGAUUUGGCUUCUCUGGCUAGAGAAAUAUUGAAUGGGGAUCUAGAUCUUGAUUUCUGGGUGAAGAAGGCUGCGCGCAAUCUGCUCGAUGUAGUGUCUGAGAGAUACGAUGAAUGGAUUUCGGGUUUGAAUUUGGAUUCUGAAAAAGAGAGAGUUGUUAAGGAGUUUGAAUCAAUGCCGGCUUGGCUUAGCAACGUUGCUGAUAGUAGCGAUUUGCUUCUAUCUUGGCUUCCUGUAUCGGCCGAUAAAAUAAAUUCAAGUACGUUCCAUAGUGCUAGUGAGGAUGACGAGGAUUCAGCGAAUCAAAUUGCAGAGAGAACGGAAGAAGAUACGAAGGAAGUUGUGCAUGAAAACGAGACUAACUGUCCGAUGGAUGUUAUUUUAGAGCCUGAAAUUGUUGAAAUGGCAUCUAGUUUGAGAGAUCGAUUGUUGAGUUUUGAGUCUCAUUCCAAAACUGCAAUCUUGGCCAGUGAAAUUCAACAACUUUGUUUAGACAGAGGAGGAGAUUCUUUUGGGAUUUUGGGUUUGAUUAAACCUUGGAAAGCAGAUGAUGAGGUUGCCUCAGUUCUGAUAUCUCAUCUUUCAAUUGGAAAUGAAGAGGAGCUUGGUUGGCCAAGCCAAGUUCUCUCAUCAAUUGUCCUUCCUAAGUUGUUGGUUCUUGAGGAACCAGCCUCUCGUGUUAUGAUGACUGCAACGAUAGAGUAUUGUAAACUCCACCAGAAGGCUGCGGAGUAUGCGUUAUUGUUUCCUUUGAUACUGCGGAGGACAGGUAUCAACAACCCUAUUUGUGAUGCAAUCACACAUGUUCUCAAAGAGUGCUUUCACCCGGCUCAUGUGUCUGCCUUCUGCCAGAAGCUUCUGUCUGUAGGAGAAGAUGAGAGGAAGUUUGUCUGUCUCCCUUCCCACAAGCAUCUUAUCUCUGAUGAAUUAGUGUGGACAGAAUCGCUCUUUAGCCUUUUUCAGAAUAUCUUGAAUCAGCAUGUUCAUUUGACUAAGGAUUCUGUUGAUCAUGUUGUUCAACAGAUUAGAGAAUUGGCCGAAAGGUUUUCUAAAUCUUUGAAAUUUGGGAACUUUUUGUUAUGUCUGGUCACUAAGUAUGGCCCUUUGUUGAAAUCUAAUAAGCUUUUGUUGACUGAAGCAGUUGAACGCACUGAUACUCUCGUUGCAAAAUCUAUAUUAUCAAAAUUGGCUGCCUUGUAGCUGUUCUACAGAACGUCUUUCGGAUGAUUUUGUUGAUCUUGAAUUAUUACUUCCUAUGAACGUCCUUGCUUUUUCACCUGUCUGUGCUCCAUCGGAAGGUAAUGGAAAAAAAGGCCUUUCCAAUUCAUUCAUGAGGUGGUCCUACUUUAGUUCAGGUUUGAAGGCCUUUAAGAUAUUUUAUUUUCUUUGUAACUUUAGUUAGGAAUGAUACUUUCUUACAUAUAUGUGUAAAACAUCAAUGAGAAUUGGCCAAUAGAUACCAUG